Molecule: messenger RNA, 1377 nt
Organism: Alternaria viburni
Lineage: Eukaryota; Fungi; Ascomycota; Dothideomycetes; Pleosporales; Pleosporaceae
Exons: 2
Coding region: 1-1377 (458 amino acids)
Biological process (GO): ubiquitin-dependent protein catabolic process; protein polyubiquitination
Cellular component (GO): nucleus
Molecular function (GO): ubiquitin conjugating enzyme activity
Source: RefSeq, a predicted model, not a curated record
AUGAACUCCAAAUCCCUCCGCCGCCUCGCUGCAGACCACGGCUCCCUCCACACCGCCGGCCUCCCCCCAAACUACCUCUUCCCACCGGGCUCCGACGACUCGUCAGACCUCACAUCCCUGGACAUCCUGCUCGCCGGCCCUGUCGGCACACCCUACGCAGCCGGCGUAUGGCGCCUGCACCUUGACAUCCCACUCACCUACCCUACCGCACCGCCCACCGCACAAUUCCGCACGCGGUUAUGGCAUCCGAAUAUCGAUGAGGCGACCGGCGCCGUGUGCGUCGAGACAUUGAAAAGAGACUGGAGUAGCACGCUCAAGCUCCGCGAUGUCCUUGUUACGAUAUCUUGCCUACUCAUACAACCAAACCCAGCGAGUGCAUUGAACGAAGCAGCAGGCAAACUGGCUACGGAGGACUGGGACGGGUAUUGUAGGAGGGCGAGGCUUAUGACGGAUAUUCACGCCGCGAUACCGAGGGAUAUCGAGAAAGACGUGAGGGAAGCACAGAUGCGAGGCGAAGAUAAAACCACAGAGCCGGAACAAACCAUCGCGAAACCACACUCGAAAGGCAAAGAAACAGAGCGGGUCAAAGUUACGCCGUCAGGACCCAAACUCACGCGCAUGAAGAGUGAGGAUGAGGAGAACACGAGGAGCAGGAGGGGUGGGACUCAAGAUGCAGAGAGUGGGACUGAGGACGAUGCUGUGACUGGGCGGAGGGAUGGGAUGAGGAGGAGCAAGGUGCCCGAGUCAAGGAGACAGGGUAAUAUCUUUGGGAUUAAGGGACUGGGCGAUGGAAUGCAGCUUGACUCCCCACCGCCGAAACGCAUCUUUGCUGUGCCGGGGGGAAGUACACCGCCUGUUUCUACCCCGAACGAGAAAGAGAUUGGGAAGGAAAAUGGGGAGGGAGAGGGAGAGGAUAAGGAUCCGUUUACGACUGUGGCUUCGAAACGGAAUACCCACCCCGAUCCUUCUGCUGAAAUAGGAGGAACAACAACAGCAACACAACCCGACACCGAGACCCCCGACCUCCUCAAAUUCUCAACUCAAAACCCCUUCGCUGCCAUCCAACCCAACAACCAAACUCACCCGCUCUUUAGAGAGUUUUCGUUUAGUUGGGAAGAUGCGAUGGUGGUGCAUGACGCCGGGGUGGGCGUGGCUGGUUCGGUUGGUUCGGUUGGUUCGGGUGGGAAGAGUGGUGGAAGUGGUGGCGGUGGUGGUGUCAGUGGUGUUAGUAAAGCGGAUGUACGCAAGAGACACGCAACGGAGGAGUUUGAGAAGAAGGAAAAGUGGGAGAUGAAGAGGUUUAAGAGGGCCGGGGGUGAUUUGAAGAGGUUUAAUCGGGGGGAUUGGGGGGUUAGGAUGGGGGUUGGAAGACUGUGA